AUGGCAGACCCUCUGUCCAUCACAGCCAGCGUGCUAACGCUCAUCCAAGUUUCUGUGCAGGUAACCGUCCUUCUAAAGCAGUUUCGCGAAGAGGUUAGCGUCGUGGAUGCGACACUCUUGGGCCUUCUCAGCGAUGUGGGUGGAUUUCAGCAGGUCCUCGAGUCCAUGAUAGAGACCUUCGAACAAGACGACAUCAAAUCGAACCUACAGGUGACGGGACAUGUUGGGAGCCAUUGGAAGAACCUGGCGCGAUCGCUUGAUGAUUGCGCAAGCACUUUGCGACAACUGCACACGCUUCUGGACGGCACCAACAAGAAGACAUCGAUUCUAGACGCGCCGAGGAAGCAGCUUAGGUUCAAGAGUGCUAUCGAACAGAUUGCGACUUAUCGGGAGCAGAUCCAAUCUUAUCGUGCAGCCCUUCAAUUGUCUCUGAGUACCAUUAUUCUUUGGAACCAGGUAACUUUCCAAAAGUCGACUGAAAAAAUCCCGGAGAAGAUUGUCCCGACCCUGGACAAAAUCUACGAUGAAUUCCGUACCUUUGGUGCACUUUUGAACGCGAAAAUUGAGAAACUUCAAAGCGCUGUGUUGAAUCAGAGCGAAGAUCAAGAUGAGGUUGAACUCAAAAACAUGAACAACCUGAGGGAGUGCGUCCGCUCAGCGGCAGACGUCGUUUCCACAGCAUCUACAACAUUGAACGCAGAAGUUAGUGACAAAGUUUCUGUCAGACAGGGGUCUGAUUUUGGAGACGUAUUUGUCAGGGAUGCCAACGAGCCCAUGCUCCGCUGGAUGUCAUCAAACACAGUGUACGAAUAUGAGGACAUGGAAGUAUCCUUUCCCGACCCUUCGGAGGCUAGCACGGGCGACACGCCCACUGAGUACCACUCUGACAGCGAUUCCGACAUCGAAAACGAGAUGAUCAGAUCGCUAUUCAACGAAGGCAAGAAACGCAAGGAUCAAGGCGAUUUGGCGGGUGCGGUUCGACAUUUUCGCAAUUGCGUAACCAGAUUCUCAUCAAACGCCAGCUACGCUUCCCUCACGUCACUCCAGAGUGUAUCAACUUGUGGGGUGUCCAAGGCAGAACUUCUCGAACAGCUUACGGAUUCCUAUUGUCUAUUGGGAUCCUGGAGCAAAGCGAAAUCGACAAUGGCAGAGAAACUCUCCAUCACCGAACGUCAAGUGGGCAAGAAAGAUGAACUGUACUUGUGGGACACGAUGAAAUUGGCCGAACUCAUGAUGAAGAACAAGGAGUACAUGGAAGCGCAUUUACAAGGGCGAAGGUCUCUACGGGGCUUUAAGAAGCUU
Cucurbitaria berberidis CBS 394.84 is the source of this 1302-nucleotide messenger RNA. RefSeq lists its product as uncharacterized. The record is from RefSeq and is a predicted model, not a curated record. Gene Ontology annotation, molecular function: protein binding. The annotation marks the transcript as partial. The transcript is spliced from 2 exons. NCBI's taxonomy places the organism in Eukaryota, Fungi, Ascomycota, Dothideomycetes, Pleosporales, Cucurbitariaceae.